This is a messenger RNA of Marasmius oreades (fairy-ring Marasmius), 1002 nucleotides long. RefSeq lists its product as uncharacterized. NCBI's taxonomy places the organism in Eukaryota, Fungi, Basidiomycota, Agaricomycetes, Agaricales, Marasmiaceae. The transcript is spliced from 6 exons. The record is from RefSeq and is a predicted model, not a curated record. The coding region runs from base 1 to 1002 and encodes 333 amino acids.
AUGGAUAUUGUCCUAAGAGCUUCCUUCAUUUUCGUUCUUGCGCAAUUCUGCGUAGGGUUUAACAUUACCCUACCAUCCCCGCUAUCUAUUGGUGUUCCCCAAGCCUUCAAUUACACAUGGAGUCUUACGGACACACAGAACAGUCCGUUAGGAACAUUUGUCGCGAUGCUCAUUCAACCGCCAGAGGGUUUUAACUGCCAUGACCUUGAGACGGGAGGAGACAGUCUGAUUAAAAUCGUAGAGAGCUUUGCUACCGUCCAAGUUCCUGGUCCUGCAUUCCCGUCAUCCGAGGGGAAGUUUUUUCUUACCCCAGGCAAGGAAGGGAAACAUGUUGUCUGCACGCAUGGAAGUCUCCCAGCAAACCUGCUGAAUGCGCCGCUCAGUGACAUCUUCAAAGGUUUCAAAAAUUUAAACUUGCUUGAUCAAUCAAACCCAUUCAACGUUUCCUCGCCCACAUCUGCAAAUUCUACUUCCACUAGUGUCUCCGCCGUAUCAUCCUCUCCAAAUCCUUCCAAAGAUCCGGACAACGGUGGCCAGAAUGAUGGCCACGAUGAUGGCAAAGGUCGAGGCAAUCAUCAUGGCAGUGGCAAGACAGCGGGAAUUGUAGGAGGUGUCCUAGGAGCCGUAGCGCUCAUUUUCAUAAUCCUCGCCAUCUUCCUCUACCGGCGCCUCAGAUACCAGCGAAAACUCAAUCAAUUCCACAAAGAACACAUGCUUCUCCAACAACAACCUCCAUCAACGUUUCUUUCAUCCACCAUUCCCGUACAGCGCGUUACUUCUUCUCCAAUCCCCGGGAUCCUUGCGCCUCUGUCUCCUAUAUCGACUAUGAACCGGCGGUCAGAUAUUCCAAUGGGAUUUGAAGAGACUAUGUUGACGCAGAAGGGUCCCUAUCAGUUCUCUUCUGAUGAUCAUUUAGCUCGCCCUUCUCCGCCAUCGUAUUCUGUUGCCCUUCCGAAUAAAGCUCUGCCGAUGUUUCCAACACAGCAUCAUACUCCAGAUUGA